Suricata suricatta (meerkat) is the source of this 993-nucleotide messenger RNA. It is a transcript of the gene ASB12, whose product is annotated as ankyrin repeat and SOCS box containing 12. NCBI's taxonomy places the organism in Eukaryota, Metazoa, Chordata, Mammalia, Carnivora, Herpestidae. The record is from RefSeq and is a predicted model, not a curated record. Gene Ontology annotation, molecular function: protein binding.
AUGACAUUACAAACUGAGAUAUUGCAUAUCCACAUGCUCAUAAUGAGAAUAGUUCUGCUCCAAUCAAUCGAGAUGAACCUCAUGGACAUCACCAAGAUUUUCUCCCUCCUGCAGCCCGACAGGGAGAAGGAGGAUACUGACAUGGGGGAGAAGCAGGCUCUGAAUCAAACAGUGUAUGACAAUGACUCCUGUACUUUGGACCAGCUUUUGUGCCAGGAAUGUUACAAACGUUUCAUCAACAGAAGUAGCUGAGGUGUUCCUGAGAUACCCUUGUGCUUGGCUGCUUCUUAUGGCCACCAUUGUUUGCAGGCCCUCCUGGCACAUGGUGCUGAUGUUGACAGCUUGUAUUUCAAGGCAUAGACACCACUUUUUACUGCUGUCAGUCAUGGUCAUCUGGACUGUGUUCAUGUGCUUUUGGAAGCUGGUUCCUGUCCUGGUGGUAGUAUCCACAUCUGUUCUCUUGUGCUCACAGCUGCCCGUGAUGGUGCUGCUGUCAUCCUUCAGGAACUCUUGGGCCAUGGUGCAGAGGCCAAUGUCAAGGCUAAACUACCAGUCUGAACAUCAAACAUAGCUUCGUGUUCUGGCCCCCUCUAUUUGGCAGUAGUCUAUGCACACCUUGACUGUUUCUGCCCACUUUUGCUCCGUGGGGCAGACCCCAACUACAACUGUACUGACCAGCACCUGUUGGCUCAUGUCCCAUGGCCCCACAUCCUUCUUGAAAUCUACCUCCACCAUAAUUGUGAGCCAGAGUACAUCCAGCUAUUAAUUGAUUUUGGUGCUAACAUAUACCUUCCAUCUCUCUCCCUGUAUGUGAACUUGCAAGAUGAUAAAGGCACUGCAUUGUUGCUACAGGCCCGAGCCACUCCACAGUCACUACUGUCACAGUCCCAUUUAGUCAUCCACAGAGCCCUGCACCAGGCCAGCCAACCACAAGCCAUUGACGAGCUGGAUAUUCCCUCUGUGUUGAUUAGCUACCUCAAACACCAAGUGUAA